This is a messenger RNA of Anarrhichthys ocellatus (wolf-eel), 1272 nucleotides long. RefSeq lists its product as uncharacterized. The record is from RefSeq and is a predicted model, not a curated record. NCBI's taxonomy places the organism in Eukaryota, Metazoa, Chordata, Actinopteri, Perciformes, Anarhichadidae. The transcript has 8 exons. Gene Ontology annotation, biological process: cilium assembly; cilium movement involved in cell motility. Gene Ontology annotation, cellular component: nucleus; microtubule cytoskeleton. The coding region runs from base 1 to 1272 and encodes 423 amino acids.
AUGUGGCAACGUCGUGCACCGAAAGAGGGCCGGUUGAGGUCGGAGGUCAGAUUCUCUCUGCCUGUCCUGUCCACCAACAAAACCCUGCUGAGCAGCAGACCACGGCUUCAAAGCAACAAGUUGCCGAACCUCGGCGAGGAAAUCCUCUGUACUCUGAGUGAAGAUGUUUCUCAGGUCCCCUCUGCCACUCGAUGCACAAUGAUGCAUCUGGGCUCUCGUCAUACGGAGGUCAGCCAGUGGCAGGCCCAGAUAUCUGAGAGCAUCGGGCAAGUGGAUCUUGAAAUCUCUGCUGUGGAGCAGGUGAAAGACGCCGCUGAGCGCUGCCUCCGGAAGAAGCAGCUGUACAGUCUGCUCAUUAGCAGCUGUGUGGCCAUCGGCUCCAGUUUGAGCUCAGCGGUCCAGAGACGGGACUGCGUCCUCACUGAGCUGGAGAAGGAAGAGCAGCUGACCAAUGAGAUCAGAGAACUGCUCCUCAAGCAGAUCUGCAUCCUGCUCCACAAACUAAGCUCUCUGAAGGAGAUUCACACUCAGCUGCUGGCAGAUUUUCAGGACAAGAGUGAAGCCGUCAAGCUCACCACUAAAUGCAUCAUGCGUCCUCUCAACACCUCAAGCUCCCAACUCCCUGCCGGUCAAUACAAGCUCAACUAUGUGAGCUAUGACCAGUGGCUGUCCCACUGCGAGGACCUGAGGCUCUCGGCCGAUAACCUGAUUAAGGACUCAUCUUCCUUCAGGCGAAACCUGCGUCUGACCCUGGUCAAUUUUAAAAAUGCCCUGGAACGCCAGCGCCGCAGCUCAGAUGAUGCCCUGAGAAAAAAGAUCUACGAGCUGAGCAGGGUCCAGGAUACACUGAUCUGGGAGAGGCAGCGGUUAAGGGAUGAAAUGUCUGAUCGGACAAAGGACGUACAGAAAGUGGUGGGUCGGAUCAGGAAGUGUGAUUCCCAGCUGCACCAGGCCACCCAACGCCUGGACCUCCUCCACCAGAGACCCAGACGUGAGCUCUGCCUGGACCUGCCCCUCUUCAGCCUCACACUGGAGAAACGUGACCUGGCAAACAUGGCGGCUGGACUUCGCUCAAUACUGAAGCGCUCUCAGCAGGACCUGGAGCUCACACACAGGCGCCUGAUGAUUCUGGGGGACCAAAUUGCCAAAAAUGCUCGUACCCUGGAGGAGGAGCAGAAGUGCCAGAACCUGCAUCAGAGUUUCCUCCCUGUGCUCGACACAUCUGUGGUCUUUGCCGCUCCAGCACUUACUCCUACUUGCAGGAGAGCUUGA